This is a messenger RNA of Octodon degus (degu), 1855 nucleotides long. It is a transcript of the gene Ina, whose product is annotated as internexin neuronal intermediate filament protein alpha. Gene Ontology annotation, cellular component: intermediate filament; postsynaptic intermediate filament cytoskeleton; cytoplasm. Gene Ontology annotation, molecular function: structural constituent of postsynaptic intermediate filament cytoskeleton. The record is from RefSeq and is a predicted model, not a curated record. Lineage: Eukaryota; Metazoa; Chordata; Mammalia; Rodentia; Octodontidae. The transcript has 3 exons. Gene Ontology annotation, biological process: intermediate filament organization. Bases 10 to 1539 code for a protein of 509 amino acids.
CCCGGCACCAUGAGCUUCGGUUCCGAGCACUACCUGUGCGCCUCCUCCUACCGCAAGGUGUUCGGCGAUGGCGCGCGUCUCUCCGGGCGCCUCUCGGCGGCCGGCGGCGCGGGCAGCUUUCGCUCGCACUCGCUGUCUCGCUGCUCCACGGCUUCCGCGGCCGCCUGCGCCCCGAGCUCCUCGCUCGGCCUGGGCCUGGCCUACCGGAGCCGCGCGGCGGCGGCCGACGGGCUGGACCUGAGCCAGGCGGCGGCGCGCACCAACGAGUACAAGAUCAUCCGCACCAACGAGAAGGAGCAGCUGCAGGGCCUCAACGACCGCUUCGCGGUGUUCAUCGAGAAGGUGCACCAGCUGGAGACGCAGAACCGCGCGCUCGAGGCCGAGCUGGCCGCCCUGCGGCAGCGCCACGCCGAGCCGUCGCGCGUGGGCGAGCUCUUCCAGCGCGAGCUCCGCGACCUGCGCGCGCAGCUGGAGGAGGCGAGCUCGGCGCGCGCGCAGGCCCUGCUGGAGCGCGACGGCCUGGCCGAGGAGGUGCAGCGGCUGCGGGCGCGCUGCGAGGAGGAGAGCCGCGGGCGCGAGGGGGCCGAGCGCGCCCUCAAGGCGCAGCAGCGCGACGUGGACGGCGCCACGCUGGCCCGUCUGGACCUGGAGAAGAAGGUGGAGUCGCUGUUGGACGAGCUCGCCUUCGUGCGCCAGGUGCAUGACGAGGAGGUGGCCGAGCUGCUGGCCACCCUGCAGGCCUCGUCGCAGGCCGCGGCCGAGGUCGACGUGGCGGUGGCCAAGCCGGACCUGAGCUCGGCGCUGAGGGAGAUCCGCGCACAGUACGAGUCCUUGGCCGCCAAGAACCUGCAGUCUGCGGAGGAGUGGUACAAGUCCAAGUUCGCCAACCUGAAUGAGCAGGCGGCGCGCAGCACCGAGGCCAUCCGUGCCAGCCGCGAGGAGAUCCACGAGUACCGGCGCCAGCUGCAGGCGCGCACCAUCGAGAUCGAGGGCCUGCGCGGAGCCAAUGAGUCCCUGGAGAGGCAGAUCCUGGAGCUGGAGGAGCGGCACAGCGCGGAGGUGGCCGGUUACCAGGACAGCAUCGGGCAGCUGGAGAGUGACCUGAGGGGCACCAAGAGUGAGAUGGCGCGCCACCUCCGCGAGUACCAGGACUUGCUGAAUGUCAAAAUGGCCCUUGACAUCGAGAUAGCAGCUUACAGGAAACUGCUGGAAGGGGAGGAGACACGGUUCAGCGCCGCCGGUGGAUUAAGCCUUUCAGGGCUGAACCCGCUUCCCACCUCGAGCUACCUGCUCCCUCCCAGAGCCCCCAGCUCUGCAGCCUCCAAAGUGGUGGCCUCCACGGGGCUGUCACUUAAGAAGGAGGAGGAGGAAGAGGAGGAGGAGGAGGAGGAGGAGGAGGAGGCCUCUAAGGGCACCUCUAAGAAAACCUCCCAGACAGGAGAAAGUUUCCGAGAAAUAUUGGAGGAGACAGUGAUAUCUACUAAGAAAAUCGAGAAGUCAAAUAUAGAAGAAAACACCAUUUCAAGCCAAAAGAUAUAAUUCUUUGCUUAAAAAAGUUAAUGCUUAAGAGGGAAUAAUAUGCAUUUGACUUGUUAAACAGCCUAUUCCUGAACCGUAACACCUGUCACCACUAUAUAACGUCUUCAAGGCCUCAGUCUCAUAGCUAGCUAGCGUCGAAUAGUUUCUCUGAUAGGAAAGCCAGCCCUGGAUUGGAGUAAGCUUCGGUCCGGUCCGGGAGCCAGCACGGAGGAGUCACCGCAGAACCCUGCUUCCUCGCCCCGGGCCACCCAGGCAGAGAAGGUUCAGCGAGGAAGGCCCACCCCAGGUGCCAGGUCUGUGACUCCUCAGCUGCCCA